Molecule: messenger RNA, 3327 nt
Organism: Oppia nitens
Lineage: Eukaryota; Metazoa; Arthropoda; Arachnida; Sarcoptiformes; Oppiidae
Gene: eIF3c
Product: eukaryotic translation initiation factor 3 subunit C-like
Exons: 3
Coding region: 162-3125 (987 amino acids)
Biological process (GO): translational initiation
Cellular component (GO): eukaryotic translation initiation factor 3 complex
Molecular function (GO): translation initiation factor activity; translation initiation factor binding; RNA binding
Source: RefSeq, a predicted model, not a curated record
GUAAAAGCUAUCCAUUUGUAUUGAUAUAAUGACUAUUGACUGUACAGUCUGUCACUAAAAUACAGACAAACCUAACACGUGUUCAAACGUAUUGAACACCCGAUUGAUUGCCGUUAUCCCAGUGGCCACAAGUGAUUACAUCAACAACAACAGCCACAACAAUGUCGAAAGCGAGUAAAUUUUUUGCCAAUCUAUCGGAGACCGAAAGCUCGGAGGAAGAAUCAGAUGAAGAGGUCGGUCUCCAAAACAAGACUACCGCUGUCGCCUAUUCGUUCAGCGAUGACGAAGAAGAGGCCAAACGUAUUGUACGAUCGGCGCGCGAGAAGCGCUACGAAGAGUUGCAUACAAUUAUUAAACAGAUUCGCAAUCACAAGAAAAUCAAAGACAUAUCUAAAUUGUUGACCAGUUUCGAGAAUCUGGACAAAGCAUUCAAAAAGGCUAAGCCGGUGAUCGAUAAGGAAGAGUCGGGUGCGACGCCUAAGUUCUACACAAAAUGUUUGGUCGAAUUGGAAGACUUUGUCAACGAAGUCUGGGAGGACAGAGAGGGCCGAAAGAAUAUGAAUAAAAAUAAUUCAAAAUCGUUGGCAACUUUGCGCCAGAAGUUGCGAAAGUAUAACAAAGAUUUCGAAUCGGAUAUCAAUGGCUAUCGCGAAAAUCCCGAUGAGUUUGAAGACGAGAAAGAGGAUGAUGAUGGCAGUGGUGAUGAAGAUGAUAGCGGAUCAGAUAGCGAUGUCGGCGCUUUUGUUGGUCGUAAACACCAGUCGAAAGGUGAAGAAGAUGGAGAUGUAUCGGAAGUCAAGAAAGAGGUGACCGCCGAUGUUAAGUCCAAGUUUUUGAAAGGCGGAAGCGAUGAUGAAAGCGAAGGUAGCGAUGAUGACAGCGAUUGGCCGACCAGUAGUGACGAGAGUUCUUCGUCCAGCGAUGACGAAAAAUAUGGCGACAAUUUGGCCGCAAAAUUCUUGAAGAAAGAAGGAGACGCCAAAGAGUCGAAGAAACGCGAAAGAGUUAAAGUAAAGGAACCAAAACUUGGCAAACGUCGCGACGAUGACGAUGAAGGCGAAUGGGAAAAGGUUAAGGGAGGUGUGGCCUCCAGUGAAAAGCCGAAAAUGUUUGCCAAAGACGCCGAAAUUAAUCACUUGGUAAUGAACAAGAAACUAAUCGAAGUGUUGGCGAUGCGCGGUAAAAAACGAAUCGAUCGCAGCGACCAAAUCGAAAUGUUGACCGAAUUGUUGUCUAUUUCCGAUCAAAACAAUUUGGGACCGGCUUUGGCCGCCAAGAUAUUGCUCGGCAUUUUAUCGUCGCUCUUCGACUACAACUCGAACAUCAAUUCGUGUAUGAAGUACGAGAUGUGGGAAAAAUGUUUGGACACAUGCGAACAGGCCAUCAGUCUGUUGACGGCCAAUCCCGACAUAUCGGUCGGCGAGAACAUUGCCGAAGAAUCCGAGUUGUUUACAACGUCUCCCUAUAGAGUUCACGGCUGUAUACUGACGCUUAUCGAGCGUAUGGAUGAAGAGUUUACGAAAAUACUUCAGGGAUGUGACGCACAUUCGCCCGAAUAUAUUGAACGACUCAAAGACGAAACUCGUGUUUGCGCUAUCAUUGAGUCGCUUCAACUCUAUCUGGAGACCAACAGUCGCGGAACGGCCAGCGAUUUGUGUCGAAUUUAUAUAAUACGUAUCGAUCAUUUGUACUACAAAUUUGAUCCGCAAGUGUUCAAAAAGAAGGAACAACUACGCAAACUGAAGGAACUGGAAGAAAAACAACAACUGGUGAACGGAGACUUUCGGCCGGUCGAGAUUGUCAUUGCCGACGAAACUGGUGAACCAGUAAACAAAACUGAAACCGAAGAGAUAAUUGUGACAUCGAUGGACAUUUUGAAUGAAUUGUGUAAAUUUAUCUACGCCCGCGAUGUCACCGAUCGGAUCCGUACGCAGGCUAUACUGUGUCACAUCUAUCAUCACGCACUGCACGACAACUGGUUUGAGGCGCGCGAUCUGAUGCUGAUGUCGUAUCUGCAACACAACAUCCACAAGUCGGACAUUCCCUUGCAAGUGAUGUACAACAGAGCACUGGUCCAGUUGGGUCUCUGCGCUUUUCGUCACGGAACUAUUCGUGACGCACAUACAUCUUUGUUGGACAUCCAGAUUCAGGGACGCGCUAAGGAACUGUUAGCUCAGGGUCUGCUUCCGCGACAACAGGAGCGCACACCCGAACAAGAAAAACUGGAAAAGCGUCGUCAGAUACCGUUCCACAAACACAUUAAUCUGGAACUACUCGAAUGUGUUUAUCUCGUUUCAGCUAUGCUUCUGGAGAUACCUGACGUGGCCUCCAACGAGUUCAGUGUCCGCAAGAAAAUGAUUUCGCGUUCGUUUUACAAUCAGUUGCGCAAAAACGAAGAACAACCGCUAGUAGGUCUGCCCGAAUCGAUGCGCGAGCACGUAGUGGCCGCAUCAAAGGUCAUGCGUAUUGGCAAUUGGCGACAAUGUCAGGAAUAUAUCAUCAACGACAAGAUGAACUCGAAGGUCUGGAAUCUGUUCUAUCAGGCGGACAAAGUACGCGAUAUGUUGGCCCAGAAGAUUCGCGAAGAAUCGCUUCGGGCCUAUCUGUUUACCUAUAGUUAUGUUUACGAUUCGAUAUCUAUUAAAUUGUUGGCCGAAAUGUUCGACUUGGAGUCAUCAGUGGUACACAGCAUUAUCAGCAAAAUGAUAAUCAACGAAGAGUUGAUGGCCUCGUUAGACGAGCCAACACAGACAGCAGUUAUGCAUCGUACCGAACCGUCCCGUAUUCAGGGACUGGCCCUACAGUGCGCCGAAAAGAUUAAUUCGCUGGUCGAACACAACGAACGGCUCUGGGAGAUCAAACAGAUACCAUUGGGUCAGCUGAUGACCCAGGGCAAUCAACGAUACUAUAACCAGGAUGGAAAUUAUCGUAACUAUAAUCGACAGGAUAGACAGGGUGGUGGUCGCGAUCGCGAUGGUCAGGAUAGGAAUCAAUAUAGACGUGGAUCGCACAGACAGGACUAUCACCAUCAUAAUAGACAGGACCGACAGCAACACUACAGGGGUAAUCAUCAUCAUCGGGGAAAUAAUCGGCGCCACGACAACAACAGAGACCGCGAUAACUAAUAGGUGUUUAGAUACGAGUAUUUUUUUAUAGCAUAUCCCCGUUGACUACGUAUAUAACUGGCCACUGGUUAUCGAUCUAUAUCUAAAUAGUUGCCACCAAUUGAUUGAUAUAUAAUAAUUUAAUUAUUAUUUUCUACUCUAUAAUUAUUUAACUCUAAAAACUAAAUUAAAAUUAAAUAAAUGAUUAAUAAAUUCAAUGAUA